This is a messenger RNA of Otolemur garnettii (small-eared galago), 1806 nucleotides long. RefSeq names its product DDB1 and CUL4 associated factor 7 (gene DCAF7). Bases 254 to 1282 code for a protein of 342 amino acids. Gene Ontology annotation, cellular component: nucleus. Gene Ontology annotation, molecular function: protein binding. The transcript is spliced from 7 exons. NCBI's taxonomy places the organism in Eukaryota, Metazoa, Chordata, Mammalia, Primates, Galagidae. The record is from RefSeq and is a predicted model, not a curated record.
GUUCCUGAGGGCGGAGCGCAUCCCAAACGGAAGGUGGUGGUUGUCGGUGCUGAACCUGGUUUGAAGCUGGGGGUCGGGCCCGGCCGUCGUUGUUUGUCGCCGCGGCCCCGCUUCCGGAGUAGGCCGUUCCUGCCCGCCCCCUCCCCGCCUCCCGUCUGACCCUGCGGUCCCAGACCCGGCUCCCCGCCUGACUCCUGCUGCUCCCGCCGCAGCCCGCUGUGGACCCGGCCCGCACUGCGGCCCCGCCGCCACUAUGUCCCUGCACGGCAAACGGAAGGAGAUCUACAAGUAUGAAGCGCCCUGGACCGUCUACGCCAUGAACUGGAGUGUGCGGCCCGACAAGCGCUUUCGCUUGGCGCUGGGCAGCUUCGUGGAGGAGUACAACAACAAGGUUCAGCUUGUUGGUUUAGAUGAGGAGAGCUCAGAGUUUAUUUGCCGAAAUACUUUUGACCACCCAUAUCCUACCACAAAGCUCAUGUGGAUCCCUGACACAAAAGGCGUCUAUCCAGACCUACUGGCGACAAGUGGUGACUAUCUCCGUGUGUGGAGGGUUGGCGAAACAGAGACCAGGCUGGAAUGUUUGCUAAACAAUAACAAGAACUCUGAUUUCUGUGCUCCCCUGACCUCCUUUGACUGGAAUGAGGUGGAUCCUUAUCUUUUAGGCACCUCAAGCAUUGAUACAACUUGCACCAUCUGGGGGCUGGAGACAGGGCAAGUAUUGGGGCGAGUGAAUCUUGUGUCUGGCCAUGUGAAGACCCAACUGAUCGCUCAUGACAAAGAGGUCUAUGAUAUUGCUUUUAGCCGGGCCGGUGGUGGCAGGGACAUGUUUGCCUCUGUGGGCGCUGAUGGCUCAGUGCGGAUGUUUGACCUCCGCCAUCUAGAACACAGCACCAUCAUUUAUGAAGACCCACAGCAUCACCCACUGCUUCGCCUAUGCUGGAACAAGCAAGACCCUAACUACCUGGCUACCAUGGCCAUGGAUGGAAUGGAGGUUGUGAUUCUGGAUGUUCGAGUUCCCUGCACACCUGUCGCCAGGUUAAACAACCACCGAGCAUGUGUCAAUGGCAUUGCUUGGGCCCCACAUUCAUCUUGCCACAUCUGCACUGCAGCGGAUGACCAUCAGGCUCUCAUCUGGGACAUCCAGCAAAUGCCCCGGGCCAUCGAGGACCCUAUCUUGGCCUACACAGCCGAAGGAGAGAUCAACAAUGUGCAGUGGGCAUCGACUCAGCCUGACUGGAUUGCCAUCUGCUACAACAACUGCCUGGAGAUACUCAGAGUGUAAUGUCAGUGGCUCCGUGCCCAUCAGGCAGGGGUUUGUGUGCUUCCCACCUCUGCCCCAUCCCCAAAGUAAGAAGAAACAUGUUUCCAGUGGCCAGUAUGUCUUUUGUUGCUUUGCACCCACUGUUACCAGAAGCUGCUUUAGGAGUUCCUGGCCAGUCACCCCACUGCUCUCUGUGCCGGACUCAGUGCUAUGUGGCGCCUCCUCAGCCCAGGGCUGAGUUUUAAGAUUUUCUCUCCUUUCUUCUUCUCCUUUGGUUCCUCAAUUAAAAAUUUCUGUAUAUUUGUUUGUCAGUUGUCAUGUUAAUGAGCAGUCUAAGCACUGGCUGUGUUUGUACUCAUCUGCCCCAGAUGUCUCCGUCUGUUUGCUGCCCAAGGCAGCAGCCCAUGUCUUGUCCACGUCCAUGUCUGUGUUAGCACUUAUGUGGGAACAAACAGCAAUCUGAAGUCGUCUCUUCUCUUAGUAUCAGUGUCUUUAACAAAUUUCAACUUUGUAUAUUUUUUAUCAGGCUAAUUUUUUUAUGAAAA